Molecule: messenger RNA, 3270 nt
Organism: Polistes canadensis
Lineage: Eukaryota; Metazoa; Arthropoda; Insecta; Hymenoptera; Vespidae
Gene: Past1
Product: EH domain-containing protein 3
Biological process (GO): endosomal transport; endocytosis
Cellular component (GO): plasma membrane; cytoplasm
Molecular function (GO): GTP binding; protein binding; calcium ion binding
Source: RefSeq, a predicted model, not a curated record
AAACAUGAAUUCAAGGGGAAUAUUUCAUAGAAGAUCGUGCCAUGUUCAACAACGUGGAAUUUGUGUUACACUCGUAUUAUUAAGUUUAAUUAUUGGUACGAUACUUUUCGCAUAUACUGCAUUGGCAUCAUCCGUUGACGAGAACGAUACUAUCGAACAGGUGUCAUUCCUUUUCCGACACGGUGAUAGAACACCAUUACACACAUACCUUGCAGAUCCAUAUAUAAAUUAUUCAUGGCCCGGUGGUUGGGGUGCUCUUACGACGAAAGGAAUGCGUCAGCUUUACAACGUUGGAAAAUGGAUACGCAAAACUUAUGGUCCCAUAGUUGGUUUUAAAUACAACAGCUCGAUUGUAUAUGUUCGUAGCAGUGAUUCCGAUCGUUGCAUCAUGUCGGCACAAACAUUGCUAGCUGGAUUAUAUCCACCAACGGUCGAAGAAAUAUUUGUACCAAAUAUGCCAUGGCGUCCUAUACCAGUUCAUACAAUACCAAGAGAAUUGGAUGAUUUGAUAACGGUUAAAGCCUAUUGCCCAAAUUUAGAAAACGCAUUGAACCAAGCAAGAUAUAACGAAUCGAAAAGAUCCGAUGAAAUGUUGGCUGAUUAUUAUGACGAAUUAAGCAAUUAUACUCAACAACCGGUAAGGACUAUUCUGGAUGUUGAAUUUUUGUACAACGUACUCGAAAUCGAAGCUGAACAUGGAUUAGAACUUCCACAAUGGACGAAAAAAUAUUUUAAUGAAAAAAUGAGAAACCUUGCUGCACGUUCCAUUGCAUUGCUCACGAGUAACACUUUGUUGAAACGUUUAUACGGAGGACCAUUAUUGAAAGAAGUUGUUAAUAAGAUGCAAGAAAAAAUAAUAAGAGAAAAUUCAAGAAGGGCGUACUUCUAUUCCGUUCACGACAUAACAAUGGUUAAUGUUUUAAGAACAAUGGGUUUCACAAACGAAUGGUUCCUUCCAGAAUACGGUGCCACCCUAAUUUUCGAAUUGCAUUCGUAUUAUAACGAAGAUCGAGAAGUCAAGGUGUCUUAUUUGAAUAAUUCAGAAACGAUUAAGCCGCAUCCUAUGGAAAUACCUAAUUGCAAGAAACCCUGUUUGUUGUCGAAUUUAUUGCACAUUUGGAAAGAAGUACUUCCUGAAAAUUGGGAGGAAGAAUGUUUAAUUAUAUUGUCAAUCGUCAAUAUGUUCAGUUGGCUCAGUCGAGAUGAAAAUGGCAAACAAGAUCUCUUUGAGAAUGUUACCGAAGGUCUUAAAAAAAUAUAUAGAGCUAAAUUGUUACCCUUGGAACAACAUUAUCAAUUCCAUGACUUUCAUUCGCCUCAAUUGGAUGAUCCAGAUUUUGAUGCAAAACCUAUGAUCCUUUUGGUAGGACAAUAUUCUACUGGGAAAACAACUUUUAUUAAAUAUUUGUUGGAACGUGAAUUUCCUGGAAUAAGAAUUGGUCCAGAACCAACAACGGAUCGUUUCAUUGCUGUUAUGUAUGAUGAAAAGGAAGGUGUUAUUCCUGGAAAUGCUUUAGUUGUUGAUCCGAAUAAACAAUUUAGACCACUUUCAAAAUUCGGUAAUGCAUUCCUCAAUAGAUUUCAAUGUUCUACUGUUUCAUCUCCAGUUCUCAAAGGAAUAUCUAUUGUUGAUACGCCUGGAAUUCUUUCCGGAGAGAAACAACGAGUAGAUCGAGGUUACGAUUUCACCGGUGUCUUAGAAUGGUUUGCAGAGAGAGUAGACAGAAUUAUAUUAUUAUUUGAUGCGCAUAAACUCGAUAUUUCAGAUGAAUUUAGAAGAUCUAUAGAAGCCCUUAGAGGCCACGACGAUAAAAUUAGAAUUGUUCUUAAUAAAGCAGAUAUGAUAGAUCAUCAACAACUUAUGAGAGUAUAUGGUGCACUUAUGUGGUCUUUAGGAAAAGUUUUACAAACUCCUGAAGUUGCUAGGGUUUAUAUUGGUUCAUUUUGGGAUCAACCAUUAAGAUAUGAUGUUAAUAGACGAUUAUUCGAAGACGAAGAACAAGAUUUAUUUAGAGAUAUGCAAUCGUUACCAAGAAAUGCUGCAUUAAGAAAACUUAACGAUUUAAUCAAACGAGCACGAUUAGCAAAGGUACAUGCAUACAUAAUCAGUGCAUUGAGAAAAGAUAUGCCAAGUAUGUUUGGUAAAGAUUCGAAAAAGAAAGAACUUAUAAAAAAUUUAGGUCAAAUUUAUGAUCAAAUUCAACGAGAACAACAAAUUUCUCCUGGAGAUUUUCCAAACCUUAAGAAAAUGCAGGAAUCUUUAAUGCAUCAUGACUUUAGUAAAUUUAAUCCAAUAAAAACAAAAUUAUUGGAAGUAGUAGAUAAAAUGCUUGCGGAAGAUAUUGCUAAAUUAAUGGCUAUGAUUCCUCACGAAGAAGUAGCCACUACAUCAGAGCCAUUAAUUAAAGGUGGUGCAUUUGAAGGUGUGGAAGAUCAGAUUAGUCCAUUUGGAUACAAAAGAGGUGAAGGUAUAGAUGCAGGUGCAGGUGAACCCGAAUGGAUUGUUAAUAAAGAUAGAUAUAAAUAUGAUAGUAUUUUUGAAACCCUUGGUCCAACUGACGGAAAGAUAACAGGAGCAGCUGCUAAAUCUGAAAUGAUUAAGUCCAAAUUACCGAAUAGUAUGUUAGGAAAAAUUUGGAAAUUAUCCGACAUUGAUAAAGAUGGACUUUUGGACUCGGAUGAAUUUGCUUUGGCAAUGCAUUUAAUUAACGUUAAAUUAGAAGGUUACGACCUUCCAGCGGAACUUCCUGAUCAUUUAAUACCACCUUCUAAACGAGAUAUUUAAAUUAUGAUCAAAUUAUAAACGGCACUUUACUGAUUAUUGUGCUUGCUUCUCGAUGAUUAUAAAGAAUAUUUACAUACUUGUAAAAAGAUGUGAUACAGAGCUUAACUGCAAAUGGCAAUACACAAGACGAUAACUGAGAUUUGUCAGUAUGUAUCGAAGAUAAUAAAAUAGGAAAUAAUAAUAAAUUAUUUCUAAUUAAAUAUGAGAGCAUAAUAUAAACGAAAAUUGUCAUCAAAUAAUUAUAAUGAAAGUAAAAUGUAUAUACAAUACAUGUACAUACAUUUUAUGUAUAUACAUACAAAUAUAUAUAUAUAUAUAUACAUAAAAAAUGACAGAAACACAUACAAUUACAUCUAAUUUUUACAAAUGAUAUUGUAAAAUUUCAAAAUUUUGAGUUUCUAAAAUUUCUACAUUUCUAAAUGCUCUGUUGAAUAAUUUCUUAUAAUCAUAUAGUCAUAUCUUCGAAAUGCAUAAUAAUUUAAAGU